CCGUUUUCAGCAAAUAUUCGACAUAAUUGCAAUAAACUUUCGUUAAUUAGUAUUUUAAUAGUAUUUUUUAAUCAAACCAAAUGAAAGUUUCAUGACAUACGAUUCCGAGAGUAACAAACCUUAGAGGGUACACAUCAGAAUGGCAGAUGAUAUAGAUAUUGAAGAACAUGAUUUGAUGGACAAUCCACAGCUAGGCAAUAUAUUCCCAUGCAUAACUAACAUUAAGUCUGAAGUUAUUGAUUAUGAAGAUGAAAAUGGAUAUUUAGAAGAAAAUGGGUAUAUGGAGCCAAAUAAAGUGAUAAAGAAGGAACCAUGUGCAUAUGAAAGCAACCCAAAUAUAAACAGCAAUGUCAUUAUCUUUGGUACAAAACCAUCAACGCCGCAACAAUGUCACAAAGCAUCUACCUCCGCAAAUAAGGAGUCUUCCAAUGAAAUAUCCUUUGAAAAUAAUGAUGAUGAUGAUGAUGAUGACUACAUUGAUGGUAAUGAUGAAGAUCCUGAUAUUAAACCAUGUUCUGUUGUGUUAAAAGACUGGCAUUCAUUUCUUAUAAAUAGCAGUUGCUACUGUUCACAAUGUGAAAUCUUGUUUCCAACACCAAAUGCAAUUGAAUCUCAUCGCAUGACAGAUCAUUCCUUUCUCGUCGCUGUCAGCCACAACAAAGCUAUAAAGAGUACAUCCAAGGGCACCAUAAAAGAUGACUCUCAGGUUAAUAGGAGGUCAGACUUGCUGUGCCGUCAUUGCAACAUUUUUUUCCCAAGCGAAAAUUACUUGAUUUUGCAUUUAAACUCUCUUCUUCCUGAUGCGGUAGAGUCAAGUGGAGAUGAAAAGCCUCUUGCUGAACUUGCCGAUGAAGAAGUAUUGUAUGCAACGUGUCCAAUUUGUGCCGCUUAUUUCAAACAAGAAGUAACUUAUCGAAGCCACAUUCUUUUAAAUCAUGCGGAUCGUCAUUUACAAAAAGUUACGGCUCCCUUUAAUCCAAAAUGUAGACACUGCAAUGCAUAUACAAUGAAUCCAAAAAAAUAUAACUGUCAUUUAAAACUUUGUCAUCCUGAAAUAUAUCUAUUGAGAAACUAUGAAAAAGACCACUACCAGUGCCAUAUAUGUAAGCAGACCUUUCCUACUGCUGAUACUGAGUGGAAACACAGACUGGAUAAACAUCCGACCAAUGUUAGACUUUGUGGUCAGACAUUUCGGAAAGCCCUCACACUGGGAAAGAUUCCUCCUAAAUAUGGGAAAACUCUAAAACCAUCUGCAUGUCUUAAGUCAAAUAGACUAAAAAGAAAAAAGGAAGAUGGGAAUGAAAAUAUUACGAUUGUGCCAAAAAAACUCAUUGUAAAAAAAGAACCUGAGGUUGAUAAUAACAAACUCGUACCUAAAUCAAAUCUGUUUGUAUGUGGUAAGUGUAAAAUUAAUUUUGUUUCUCCUUCUGCUGCAUUCGAACAUACACAACAUUGUACACUCGGUAAGGGAGACUGGAAGUGUCGGCCGUGUAGACGCUCAUUCACAAAAGCAGAUAUAGAGAUGCACAUCAACCAGCACAAGCUAAAGGGACGGCUCAGAAGCAUCGUCAUCUCGGAAUGGGUAUUAUCAAAAAUAAUCAACAGGUGUGGAAAAUGCAAUGUAUGUUUUGACGAAACGACCUUCUCCAAAUAUCAUGGAUCAGGAUGCAAACCUUGUCCUUCUGUGGAAUGUGACGUGUGCCAUCUACGUAUACUUAAGUUUGUAGCCGCAAGUCAUUCAAGGGCACAUUCGGAACUCGGGUGGAAAAUAAAUGAUUUUAUAAUAACAGAUUAUGAAGUCUUGAGGUCUGCACCGGUUCUUCAGAACCUCGAAGACGAUUCAGGCUCAAAAUGUGAUGAUAACUUGAGUCUAUCCGCACCCGAAGGCAAAAUUAAAUUGACACGUAAAACUUGGUUCAAUAGACUGUAUUACUGUCCAAACUGCAAAGUUUACUCAACCAGGCACAGACCGAUGGAUGGGCACGAGAAAGCAGAUUGUAUUCCGCGGAAACUCGCUAGGGAGCUGUGCAAAGUUUGUGGUCUCGUGUUCACUAAGAAAGGAUACGAGACCCACAAAGAACACCACAGGAGGUUCAAUUUUAAACUUCAUAGUUUGACCUUUAUAAAUAUCAUCAGUGGUAAGAAAAUUAUUCCACCGUUUCCCGAGUUCAUGCUCUGCUCGGCCUGUCGAGUAUACUUCGUUAGUCGUGUAGCACUACAGAAUCACGCUUGUAACGCCGAGGAGAACAAGUCCUGUCGGUUCUGUCAGAAAAAGUUUAGUGACUUGGCACUCAAGCUUCACGUGCCUUUCCAUCAACUCGCAAAAUCAACGACUACGAUCGCGAAAAAAGCACCCGCAAUUAACGACACUAACAGACAGAUCAACUGCACGAUUGUAGGAAACAAGAAAUCUUCGCCAUCGACGGCAGCGAAAAACGCUUCGAAAGUAGCCGAGACACGGAUGCCCACGCCCAUUCAAGAUUUAAUCAAAAAGUACGAAUCCCUGGUGACGGUUUGGAAUAUACUCUAUCGGUGUCGAACGUGCGAUAUAGUUUACGACUCCUACGACAGCACAGUGGAGCACUGUCAAGAUCACUUCUGCAACAUGGAGAGCUACAACCUAAAAAUUAAGUAUUGCAAGCAGUGCGACUUAAAAUUCGUAGACGAGUGCUUCGGCAGGCACGAACACCUGCACUCCCAGAACAGCGUCACUAUAGAGUCUUUCGUCAUCGUCGACUGCGACUACUCGCUGCUGCUGUCGGACGAGUGGCAGACCGUGUUCGACAAGCUGUCGAAAGAUCAGCUUCAACAAGUCAUGUCCAAGAGCAUUUACAACGAAACCAGGGGAGUCAGAAUGGACCUGCAGUGCGAGGGAGAUCUAGGAUACGUAUACAAAUGUAGCAUUUGCAACCUUUCGGUCGACCUGCAGAGUAUCGUGGACCACGUGAAGAGCAGGGAGUGUAGUGUGGAGGAUGUCAACUUUACGUGCAACGUGUGUAAUGUCGGCUUCCGUCUGAAGAAAACCGCCAACGCGCACAAACUGAAGCACGAGCUAAGUGGCGUGCCUUAUAGAAUCGUGUGCUUCAAUGAUCCCAAAACUUUGUUCAUUGACGAGGCACUAAUAAAAAGUGCUAAAGCGGAUGAUCUGAAAUUCAUCCGUUGUCAGUUUUGCGGGAGACUGAUCAACAAGAGUCUGUAUAAAAUGCAUAUAUGCAAACAUAAUUACAGGAAAAAGUUGAAGCUCCUGAAAAGUAACAACUUUAAAGGUAGUAGUGGCGCGGUAUCUUCGAUCAAGAGUAAAGUUUCUCAAAGUAAAAUAGAUCAAAAGAGUAUAUACCGAUAUCACGUCUGCGUAAAAUGUAAUGUGGCGUUGCUCAAGAACAGUCACUCUCACGUUUGCCGCGACGACCAGAAGAAGAAGUGUCCAAAAUGUCGAGUAUUUAUAAAUGCGCAGUACUCGAGCUUAUAUCGUCAUAACAAGAUACAUAAAAAUUACCCGACGUUAUCCCACAAGACCAUAAAAAUAACCUAUUUUAACCCCGACGGUAUAAAAAUAAGCGAUAACGGUGUCACUAAACUGAAACCUACGGUACUGAAACCUCCGGUUCCCGUCACCGUUUCGACUGCGGUCCGACCCCCCCAGAAACUUUCGAAAAAAAUUAGAUUCUUCCGUUGCGUACAUUGUAUGAAAAUAUGCACUUUACAAAGCAGUAUACCUCGUCAUCAAUGCACCCCAUAUAAAACCGUCGAAUGCGAAUUGUGCGGUGUGCCUUUCGAUGGGCGCAAAUAUAAGAAGCAUUUGGAGAUGCAUAACCGAAUAUCUUUUACAAGAAAAGAUGUCCAAAUUAUUCCUUUUGACUAUAAUAAAAGUCACGAUUUUUAUAAUGGUAAUGCGCCAACGCCCGGCUUAAUGAAGCCCCAAGCGAUCGAACGCACUACAGCAACUGGCUCGAGAGUACCGGAGCCCCGCUCGGGUAUCGCCGGCAAACCCGAUUAUUUACGCGUGUACAAAUGUACCGAAUGUAACUUGUUCUUUAUCUGUCGAGCGAACCUUCUGGAACACCUCUCGGGCUCGCAAGGCGCCUGCGAUCCCGAGGCGGGCGAGAGGUGUGAACACUGUAAUUUGAAUUUUCACUCGGCAGAGUUAUGGAGACAUAAAACUCAUCAAUUUUGUAAAACGAGAAAAAUAUCCAGGAUAAAUGUAUGCACGCUAAUACUAAAAAAUACCGAUCCGAACGACAUAAACAACUGGUUGUCCUACUGCAAGAGAUGCGACCUCUACCACACCAACGCUUUGAAGCACCACUUCGAUAAUAACCACGAUGAUGCCAAGAAAACGGUGCCAUGCCCCAAGUGUGGGGUACGAUUCGCUAACGUCGCCAUCAGAAAACACAAUAUCUAUCAUCACGGCAGCGUCGACAUUCCGUUUUCCGAUCUGAACGUGGACGUCAUGGAGGAUAUCAGUUUGGAAGAAGCCGGGUACGCUUUGACGACACUAAGCGAGUCACGUAGGAGCUUACGAAAUGCAGCAAACGAAAAUAUAGCCGAUAAAAUAAUUGAAAGGGAGGAAAAGGCAAGUCCGACGAUGACAAUUAAACAUCAAAAUAAAAUUCAAAUAAUUUAUAGAUGUCACGUGUGCAAUUUGCAUUUCCUUCAUAGGGCUAGUCUCCGGUCUCAUCUAAUAAGAGAUGAGCACAACACGGAGAAGAUACCCUGUAACGUCUGCGGAAGACCCUUCUCUCACCGUACUGGAAAGAAACACGCUGAAAUGCAUACAUUUACUAGUACAUUUACUGUAAUAGAUCAAUCUAGCAGUAGCUGGUGUGACUCCUCAAGCACGAGCCUCAAUACUUCGGAAACGCCGGAUUCGGCGCCGAUGACUAGCGAUAGCGUCUCGAACGACGAACAUAAAGAUAUCACAUUCGAUACGAAUAUGACGACGGCCACCGCCACCGAUCGACGUUCGCAAUCCAAGUUCAAAGUCGAGACUCGAGAGGCUGCAGAUUCUAGUGGGACGUCUAGUAAUGAGAUUAGUUCGACUUCCGUCUCGCAUGCAGGCACCGAAAAUGAGGUGAGACUCUUCAAGUGUGGACAAUGCGACGUCUACUUUCUGAGUGCGGAAUGUUGCUCCUACCACACAGACAACCACUCUCCUCUGGACCCGACAGAGUACAUCGCGUGUAAAAUUUGCGACCUUCAAUUCCUCAACAGAUCUCUUGACGUGCACAUGAAAGCCCACAGAGAGAAGACGUUCAGUAUGGAGACGCUAGUUGUAGACGAGUAUCUGCCAGUUGGCCAGAGUGUAAAAAUAAAUACGUACUCUGCUAUCGAUAGACUUAAGUCCAAACUUGUGAGCACCACGACGGAGUCGGAUUAAAUUACUUUAUUAUAAUUUUUUUUCAAUACCUUUGGAGUUUAAGCUUUGACUGUAAGUACUAAUUAAGAUUAGAUGUAUUAUGUUACCAAAGCAAUUUUGGCAUGGAUUCAAAGUAGCCGCAAUCUCUUUUUGCGGCUAUUAUUUUUAAUUUACCAGUUUUUUCUAUGUGUAAGUGUUGCGAGCACUUGCGAGUCUCCUGUACUUAGUCGGCCAAGCAGGCCGGUCACAUUAAGUAAGAAUUUGUCCGUUAUCUUGCUGCUAUAUGAAAUUGUCGCUAUUACGCUUCUAUUGCAUACUUGAUGGAUACAAGAGCUAUCUAUCCGUGUGAGUGAAAGAGACAAGUAGCAAGUGGUCAAGGGCCAAAGUUCGUUAUCCGUGUCUCGACUUUAGUACACGAAUUCUAAUUUGAUGCAUUUAUUAGAAUAUUUUAUUUUAUAUAGCCUUCCCAUCAGGUUUGGCUUCAGCCUUGCUGACUAACCGACUCAAAAAUACUCUUUCAGUCACUUAUUUGUAGCUAGAAACAAAAUGAAAUUGUAACAUAAAAUAAUAUUGAACAUUAUUCUAAAUUCGAAAUUUAUAGCUGAAACACUGCCAGUAAUAAUAUUUUUCUUUUGUUGAUUCGAUGAGCUUUAAUUUUUUAAACUCUUUUAGAUGCCGCGUACUUUUACGCUCAUUUUUUUUAACUUAAGAGUAAAGGUACAAAUUGUAUGGAGUG
Molecule: messenger RNA, 6092 nt
Organism: Aricia agestis (brown argus)
Lineage: Eukaryota; Metazoa; Arthropoda; Insecta; Lepidoptera; Lycaenidae
Exons: 3
Coding region: 140-5377 (1745 amino acids)
Biological process (GO): regulation of transcription by RNA polymerase II
Cellular component (GO): nucleus
Molecular function (GO): DNA-binding transcription factor activity, RNA polymerase II-specific; RNA polymerase II transcription regulatory region sequence-specific DNA binding
Source: RefSeq, a predicted model, not a curated record